Molecule: messenger RNA, 1248 nt
Organism: Salvelinus namaycush (lake trout)
Lineage: Eukaryota; Metazoa; Chordata; Actinopteri; Salmoniformes; Salmonidae
Exons: 6
Coding region: 100-1248 (382 amino acids)
Source: RefSeq, a predicted model, not a curated record
GCCGUAUUGCAAGGACCUAUAUCUCACCAAGACAACACGUCGGAAUCAACACAUUUAUAGGGAAGGAAACGCUAGACAGACUGUAAAAAGGUAUCAGUCAUGGAGGUUACAGAAAAGGUGAUGCCCAAAAACGCCCAGCUGCUAUCUCUUGGCCACAAUGACACUUGUCGCCUCUUGGAGGUGUAUGUGAAGCGCAGCAUCAGUUUAAAUGAUGGGACAUGUGAGGACCAGAGGUCACCAACAACGCCUCAGAAGUGGGUGACACUGCCAGAGAAAUGCAUAAGAGUCCGUCGGCAUUCUAGUGACGCCUUGAUCACCUUGGAGCCCAGCACACCUGACGAGGGCAUUGCCAGUAGCACACCACCUAAUGAGGAAGUUGUUAUACCAAAUGUGUCUCUAGUAGAAAUCCCUGAGCCUGCUGACAUUCCUGACAUUGAGACAUCUACUGAACUGGAGAACAAGUCUAAAAAGGGCAAGAAGAAGAGCAAAAAUACCUCUUUCUGGAAAGGUUUUCUGGGUUUUUUCUCGACGAAGGGGAGUGACAAGAAAGACGAGCAGGAGUCUGGCACAGAGAAAGAUGGACAGUCACAAGGAACCUUGCAGAAAAAGAAAUCCAUAAGGCAAAGUAACUCCACGAGGAGACUAUCUCUGAGAAAAAUCAAGAUUGACAGCCACAGAGGGUCUGUGAAGAGACCAUUGGCUUUGGACAGGGCCAAGACCACUGACAUAACUGGAGUAGAAUCGGUUUUGAGUGUGGGGCCUACUGACUCGUACUAUGAGAAAGUUUCAGAAGAGCUGGAGAAGAUUGUGCAUGAGGUGAAAGAGACAGAGACGGCUCUUACAGAUGAGGACGUCAUCAAAAGGAUCAUUGUUCUCAUGAAGCAGCAAGGAGACCUCAUUGAUAGCAAGCUGAAGGAGAACCCCAGCUUGAGCUCAUUCUUCCAGAAGCUGUCCUAUAGCACCUUCCAGCAGUUAGCUGAUACGUACGUGGAGACAGAGACACCUACAAGCCAGAGCCGCCAUGCACCACACACUGCUGGAUCUGGGCCCGACAACGCCCCGGAGCUGGUCAAGCUUGCCUUCACUCUGGACUUCACAGCCAGGGUAGCCUGUCUCUCCAGGCAUUCCAAAGGCCACAUCAUGGGCCUGGGCCACCGCUACUUAGAAGACCGCUUCACUCAGACACAGGUAACAACACCAGAGACUCUGCUUUACAUGACCUGUAACCACAGUGCUGUCACCAAGUGA